This is a messenger RNA of Hevea brasiliensis (rubber tree), 554 nucleotides long. RefSeq lists its product as uncharacterized. The transcript is spliced from 3 exons. NCBI's taxonomy places the organism in Eukaryota, Viridiplantae, Streptophyta, Magnoliopsida, Malpighiales, Euphorbiaceae. The record is from RefSeq and is a predicted model, not a curated record. The coding region runs from base 165 to 554 and encodes 129 amino acids.
UCCUAGAAUUUGCAGGUUAAUUGCCACUCCCCUACAAAAGGUGGUAGCAGGCAACGUGUCGUCUCCCGCUCAAUGUUUGCCUUCUGCUCUGCUCUUCAUAUACAUCACUAUAUAUAUAUAUAUAUAUAUCUUCAAUCCAAUUCCUUUUCCCAUUGGAGAUCAUAAUGGCUUUCAGGACACCUAGUCAUUGGAGAACAAUGCUUACCCGAUUUGGAGAGAAGCGAUCGUUUGCAUCAGCCACCACUCCCAAGUUUUCACGGGGCGUGGAUAACGCCCACUCUGCUCGCCCUGCUUACAACAAAUAUGCUAUGACGGGGGAAUUUGCGCCAGUGUAUGUGGUGGUAGGCAUGGUGGUGGUAGCGAUUUCCAUAGGAUUGCACACAGUGAAGCAGCAGCUGGUGCAUUCCCCAGGAGUUAAUAUCACCAAGAAGAGGAGAGAAUCGGUUCCAGAGGUGGAUAUUCCGGACACCGUGGCUGCUAAUGGCGACAAAUUUAUCAACAAAUCAUUCCUCAGGAAGGUUGCUCAAAUCAAAGAUGAUAAACGCACCCCUUGA